GCAGCCUUGGUGUCAGCCAUGGGGAGCAUACAACAGAGAAACCUUCACCAUUUGGUCAUUGUGUUUUUCCUCAUGACCUCAACUUCACUCACUGCAGAUGGUCAGAUCAAAUUAGCUGGGUAUGGGUCUACUCGGUGCUCUGGAAGAGUGGAAGUCUUUUACAAGAGUACCUGGGGAACAGUCUGUGAUGAUAACUGGGACCUAAAUGAUGCUGAGGUAGUGUGCAGACAGUUGAACUGUGGUACGGCUCUGAGUGCCCCACAGUUGGCCCACUUCGGUAAAGGAACCGGAGAAAUCUUGCUUGAUGAUGUGGACUGUUCAGGAAGUGAAAGGUAUUUAAUUGAGUGUCAGCAUAGGGGAUUUUCUACUCACAACUGUGAACACAAUGAGGACGCUGGUGUAUUCUGUUCAGCGUCCCUCCCAAUGGCCAGCAUCUCAGUGAAUCCUGUUGAUGAGGUUAUCUGGGGUCAAGACGUAAAGAUCUCUUGUUCCAUCUCAAGUCGACCUGAGCAUCUUGUUAUUGAAACAUUCAUUUUGGAAAAGGCUUCAAGUUCAUUCAGUAUGAACCAAGCAUCAAGUGCCAACUCUGCCACCUUCAGCAUGCCGAAAGUCAACACCGAAAACGAAGGAUCGUACCGGUGUCGGUUUCAGGCAAAGGUUUCAAAUCAAGCCUUCACCUCCCCCCUAAGUACCUCAGUCAGACUCUCUGUUACCGUGCCACUGCAGCAGCCCAGCAUCUCCCUGACAUCUCUCAACAGAGGGCUGGACUGGGGCUCUGAAGGUGCAGAGACCACCAGGGGUUACAGCUUUGUCUUCACCUGCUCCAUUUCAUCCCCUUAUCCUGGAGGUGUUUUCUCUCUCGUCUUCUCCGGCUCCAGCCUCAACUACACCCAGCCAGCAGUCAACAACUCAGCCUCCUUUGACUUCCCUGUAGCCGAGUAUGAACACCAGGGCAACUACAGCUGUGUGUAUGAAGUCACACUGUCCUCAAGAAGAUUCACUUCUGAACAUAAUGCACCGAUUAGUGUCAUCGUUAAAAUGUCUCUGUUGCUGCUGGUCUCCUCAGCAGCUGCUGGGGGUCUGCUGCUGCUGCUGCUGGUCUUGCUGGUGGUCUGUCUGGUCUGCAAGAGAAGACAACGAGCCAAGCAGCCUGGAGCCCUCGUCCAAACUCAAAUGGCUGUCAGGAACAGUAAAGAGGAGGACGAGGAGGAUGUCUACAUGAAUGUUAAUCCGGAGGACACCGAGGAGAAACUCAAAAAGGAUGAAGGGAGAGAGGAAGAAGAGGAGAGUGAUGAAGAUGAUGAUUAUGAGCGAGCAUCCCCUGAUGUAAAUUUCACAAAGGCCAACGAGGUCGGCUACAGUGUAGAGGAACACAGAGAAGAAGAAGAAGAAACCAGUGACGAUGAAAGGGAUUAUGAAAAUGUAACCCAGCCAUUUGGUGAACAAACUAUAGACAUUUAUGGAGGAGAUGAAGAUAUUUAUCAAAACCUUUGAGGUGUCCAAUGGUUACCAUGCAUAAAGCACAGAUUUGUUUUUAACUCACUGCCAACUAACCAUUCAAAUGGAUGGUGUAGCUACAUGUACAUGACACAAAAAAAACAUGCAUUUGUUUUUUGAUAUGCCAAACUGUCCAAGAGUUUGGGUAGUUACGUAUUUGAAGAUAGGUAUUUUCACCAAUGGAACUUGAAGCCAAUUAGUCCAACAACAAAGGUGUACAGGUUGAUCUCUGGACGUGCAGUUUAAUGAAGCCUUAUUAGAUGUAGUCAGUAGGUGCCUAACUCCUUAAGUAUUUAUUUUACGCAUGUUUUUGAUGAAAAAGUAAUGCUACGUUUUAAUCGUUUGUUUGAGAACGGUCCAAGUCCUGCAUGGUUCUUUGGAACCCAUUUCAAUGUAUUUCUAUUUAAACUGGUUGAUCACAACAUUCUCUUUAUAAUAAUCUAUUUUACUGGCUACUACUUCUGGCUUCUUGCAUUAUCUAAGUACUAGAAAGACAGAAUUAAAACCACUCUCAUUUAUAGAGUGGCAUCAAUCUUCUCAUCUUACUCUCUGAAAGAAAGUGUUUUCCUCUCAUUGUUACAGACUACAUUUAUAUGAAUACAUUUUAAAUACACGUUUAAAUGUUGUUGGCAGGGUAAACGGUUUAAUUGAAGUGUUUCAUGUAGACUAUACCUUACUUUGAUAUACUAUUAUAUUCAAAUAGAUUUCCUUGCCUAUCUUUUUGUACAUGCACACAUAACCAGAUAUAACCAUGGGGAGUCUUUAGCUGGAUGGUCUCAUUCACCCAUAAAUAAUGACCGCACUGGGCUGGGUGGUGUAAUAAUAGCCCAGUAAUUAAGAGCGGAGGAGUCGGCAGCCAUCUUGAAUCUCCCUUUCUAUUUGUGUCUGUGGAAUCCCCUGGUUCACUGACACACUUCUUUAUUUUUGCAGUAGUCCUCAAAGGCAGGAAGUUUAACGUUUGCAUAGUUGAUCCUGUGUACCAUCUUGAAUGAUUAAAAGAGUCUGGUUUAAACUUACACAUUCUGACCGUUUUGUUGUUCCAAAUAAAAUGUUGUAAUAAAA
Messenger RNA from Cottoperca gobio, 2559 nucleotides. Its product is annotated as deleted in malignant brain tumors 1 protein-like. The record is from RefSeq and is a predicted model, not a curated record. The coding region runs from base 19 to 1494 and encodes 491 amino acids. Gene Ontology annotation, biological process: zymogen activation. The transcript has 7 exons. Gene Ontology annotation, cellular component: plasma membrane. Lineage: Eukaryota; Metazoa; Chordata; Actinopteri; Perciformes; Bovichtidae. Gene Ontology annotation, molecular function: serine-type endopeptidase activity.